CCCUCUUCUAAGUUCUUACUUGUAACUUUGGAAGGCAUCAUCCUCUUGGCCUCUUUUAGUAAGCAAGACUCGCAGUCACAGACUCAUUCUCGUUCUCGUAGCCGGUGAAAUUGUUUUCUGUGAAAUAUUUUCAGUUCAAAGCACGCUUCGGUAUUCAGAACUCUAAGAGGUGGAAUUUUAUGAAGUUCGUGAGCAUAGGGAAAUUGUUAUUGAUUUGAUAUGGCAGAAGAAGCUCCUGUUGACUUGAAGGAAGAUGUGCCAGAACUUGCUCCAUUUGACCCAACGAAGAAGAAAAAGAAGAAGAAGGUUGUAAUUCAGGAUCCUGCAGAUGAAUCUGUUGAUAAGUUGGCUGAAAAAACAGAGAAUUUAUCAGUUUCUGAUGGAGUAGAAAAUACUUUUGCUGGUAUGAAAAAGAAGAAGAAGAAACAGGUGGAGACAGAUUUCCUUAAUGAGGAGAAUGUGAAUGGGGAAGAGGAUUUGGAUGGUCAUGGAGCAGAGGAUGAAGAAGGACAGGGGAUUGUGCUAAGGCAGUAUCCCUGGGAAGGAACUGACCGAGAUUAUGAAUAUGAAGAGCUUCUGGGGAGAGUUUUCAAUAUUCUACGAGAAAAUAAUCCAGAACUUGCAGGAGAUAGACGUAGGACAGUGAUGAGGCCACCACAAGUUCUCAGGGAAGGCACAAAAAAGACGGUCUUUGUGAACUUUAUGGAUCUGUGCAAGACGAUGCAUAGGCAACCGGAGCAUGUUAUGAAUUUCUUACUUGCUGAAAUGGGAACAAGUGGAUCUCUUGAUGGACAGCAAAGACUAGUUGUCAAGGGGAGAUUUGCUCCUAAGAACUUUGAGGGGAUUCUGCGAAGAUACAUCAAUGAAUAUGUCAUUUGCAAUGGUUGCAAAAGUCCUGACACUAUUCUUACAAAGGAGAAUCGGCUGUUCUUUCUUCGUUGUGAACAGUGUGGUUCUGGGCGAUCGGUGGCUCCAAUCAAGGCUGGUUUCGUUGCUCUUGUUGGACGCCGAAAAGCUGGAGGGACUUGAUCUUGAUGGACUCUCCAUUUGGAUGUUCUGUCUUGCCUUAGAAUGUCCACAAGCUUGCUCACUGUUACCAGUCAUUCAGUUAUAUUCAAUAGUUCUUCCAAUUUUGAUUUAUCUUGCAAAAAGGAUUGCUUUUUUCUGUGUUGUGGAUAAGUAUCAUGAUGAGGGUGUCGAUUUUUUUUUCGGUUACUUCGUAACAUAAAGCCAUUAUAUUUAGGUAUGGAAUAACGGCUGUUUUCAUAUUUUAAGAAGCAUAUUGAAUGUCAUUUUCGUAUCCAGUUGGCUCAUUAUCUUAGUAGGGAGAUGAGUUGAGUUUG
Messenger RNA from Nelumbo nucifera (sacred lotus), 1343 nucleotides. Its product is annotated as eukaryotic translation initiation factor 2 subunit beta. The record is from RefSeq and is a predicted model, not a curated record. Gene Ontology annotation, cellular component: eukaryotic translation initiation factor 2 complex. Gene Ontology annotation, biological process: formation of translation preinitiation complex; translational initiation. Lineage: Eukaryota; Viridiplantae; Streptophyta; Magnoliopsida; Proteales; Nelumbonaceae. Gene Ontology annotation, molecular function: translation initiation factor binding; translation initiation factor activity; mRNA binding.